GGUGGUACCCAAAGCAAGAGUAACGCGACGUGGAGGUACAGUCGUCAGACAAGAAGUAGAGGUCCAGUAUCGAUGUCGAUGCCGGUGUGAGUAGAGAGUGAUGGUUUGGACCCCGUAGCUCGUUCUGGGAUGAUUGCAUGCAGAGAACAGUCAUAGGGAGGUCGUCAGUCCGAACCUGGACUCCCGCCCAAACCAGUUUCACCUUAGCAACAACAGUCAUCUCGCUAGCCAAGACGAAAAAUGGCCCAAAAGUUGCGGAUUAGCAGCAACGGAUGCUCCUUCAGCCGUAUUUUCCGUCGUAUGAAAUCAAAGUUAUCACAUCCUCUGAAAAAGCGUCGAAUGUCGACAAGGGAAGCUCCCCUCCAGAAUGACGCGGCUCCAGACGCGCCAAGGUCCACACAGCUAACGGCAGUACAAAUCCAAAAACUCCUCUGUGACGUAUACUCUGCUGGCUCCAGCCAAGAAGCGCCCACCUUCUUGCAGCGGAGCGUUUUCGCUAUAUUUCAUGACUUGUUAGAUAUGAUUGAAACCUUCAAGCUCGAUGAUUGUGAAGCCGCUGAUGAAUUGUUGGCGACAUUCUAUGGUCUAGAUUGGGGGGACGUUUGCGAUUACUUGGGGUUGGACAGUGAUGAUGGCGACGAGCAAUUUCGGGAGGAAAGCCUCACCUGCGUCAACCUUCCAGAGUCCGUCCAAGAAGAAAUGCACGAUAUGAUCAGGCGAAGCGUGCAGACCAGUGUCUGUCGUCGCACCUAUCACCAUGUUAUGCCGGUAGUUACAAAGAGCCUUUUGUUGCUCGAGGGACUUCUACACACAUACAUCAGCGACAAGUUAUGUCUCGACGGAACUACCAAGGGAGGUUUCAUAGAUAUCAUGAUUAGAUACCAACACAAAACGAUCCUCAUCUUCAUCAUAAUGAAGCAACGGUUCUGUUUAGAGCGUCCUUCUCCAGAACUUCUUGCACAAGUCCUUGCAGAAAUGAGCGAUGAGUAAAUACCUCUAGCAGAGUCUCGAAUCUGAUGCCUUGCAUAGAGAUCUUUGCACUGAACGAGAAAUUAUCGGGUUUCUCGUUCCCAGUACAUGCCACAGUCUCUGACUUGUCGCA
Messenger RNA from Desarmillaria tabescens, 1102 nucleotides. RefSeq lists its product as uncharacterized. The record is from RefSeq and is a predicted model, not a curated record. The transcript is spliced from 3 exons. The coding region runs from base 241 to 990 and encodes 249 amino acids. NCBI's taxonomy places the organism in Eukaryota, Fungi, Basidiomycota, Agaricomycetes, Agaricales, Physalacriaceae.